Cimex lectularius (bed bug) is the source of this 1197-nucleotide messenger RNA. RefSeq names its product cyclin-J (gene CycJ). Gene Ontology annotation, molecular function: cyclin-dependent protein serine/threonine kinase regulator activity. The coding region runs from base 191 to 1048 and encodes 285 amino acids. Gene Ontology annotation, biological process: mitotic cell cycle phase transition; regulation of cyclin-dependent protein serine/threonine kinase activity. The record is from RefSeq and is a predicted model, not a curated record. Gene Ontology annotation, cellular component: nucleus; cytoplasm; cyclin-dependent protein kinase holoenzyme complex. The transcript has 5 exons. Lineage: Eukaryota; Metazoa; Arthropoda; Insecta; Hemiptera; Cimicidae.
UUGACUUUGAUCCUGACACCUACCGGCCCUCGUGGUUUUGUUUACCGGCCGGCUCCCACGAGAAAAGAAAGAUCGUAGCCGUCCGACGGAGAGUGUCAUAUCAUAAUAAUUUAUUAUAUUUAUUAUAAUAUUUCCCUUCGAUGGAUGUGGCCAAAUAGAAAGUCUCUCGUUUUCUGUCGAAUCGAGAUGGAUGAAAUUUUCUCCUGGUGCCUCACCACCCCCUACACACUGGACAUUCACAGGAAUCUCAAGGAGCGAGAACUGUUUGGGAGGAAUAUUAAAUUCCAGAGUCCUCAGGAAUUUGCGAUUGCAGCUACUUCAUAGGCCAAAGUUAGUUGAUUGGUUAAAAACAGUAUCCGAAAAGUUAAAGCUAUCGCAAGUAACAUUACAUUUGGGCAUAUUCCUCCUUGAUAAAUUUAUGGACAAACAUAACAUACUGAACAGUCGACUUGUACCUGCAGCAGUCGUCUGCUUGAUAUUAGCUGCAAAAUUCGAAGAGGAGGACGUCCAGGUCCCUAAAUUCACCGACAUCCCUUCUGUUCUUAACAUCACAUCGACUCCAUCCGAGCUCAUCCACCUCGAGGCGUUUGUCCUCCAGUCGCUUUCGUGGAACAUCUCUUGGCCGACUGUGGCACAUUUUGCAGAAUUCUAUUCCGUCUUUGCUGUGGUCAAAGGCGAUCGGGACCCAACUCACAAAAGUUCGAAAAACCUGACAGACGCGGUGAGGAGGACGAUGAGAGAAUUCAUCGACCUCUCAUUGUCAGUUUUAUCAUCAGAAGUAGGAAUGUUAAAAUAUCUCGCUUCACAAGUAGCGGCUGCUUGCUUGUUAGCUGCUAGGCUUGAUCACGGUAUUAGGCCUGCCUGGCCUGAUGUGAUGGUGGCUCUCACUGGCUAUAGUGCAAAUAACCUUAGAUCCUGUUUAGCCCUACUUACAGAUAUUGACAUAAAUUAUCCCAGGAAAAGAAAGUCAGAAGUUAAUAAUGAGUCUGGCUAUGAAUCUGGAAGCCCAGAGUGCAAAGUUUCUUACAAAUUACAAAGAAGGGAAUGAUUUUUAUUUAUUUAGUUUUCCAAUUAAGCAUGUAAGUAUCAUGUAAGAGAUUGUUGUAAAACGUGGUAAACAGUAUAAAUUUAUAUUAUAUAAAAACCACAUUGCAUAAAUAAAUUUCUAAUUGUUAAAAAUUGGAAAGAAAAAUAAAU